Molecule: messenger RNA, 7546 nt
Organism: Linum trigynum
Lineage: Eukaryota; Viridiplantae; Streptophyta; Magnoliopsida; Malpighiales; Linaceae
Source: the annotation of a GenBank genome assembly
CUUCUGAACAAACAUUUUCAAAAACGACUUAAAAACGAAGAAGUUACCAUAUGGUAUGUAGUUGGUAAAAAAAAGUUUAUCGAAAUAUAUUGAAAAUUGAUCUCAUUUUGUAAAGCACAACGAACUCGGUCCAUCUGUGCAAAAAAAAAAAAAAAUUGAAAUCCGAGUUAGAACGAAGAAGAUAAGAACCGAUUAAGAAAACCAGAGAAAAUAAAAUGCCUUUAAUUGAGAACCCUUAAAUCUGAUUUUUAUGGACCUACUUAGAUCUAAAGAUCCAGAUUUUAUGGUUCCUAAUUGAGAACCAUUGGUUACUGACCCUAUCCUAAGCCAGCGAUAACGCAAUGUUAGGGGUGCAAUCGGUUGAUGGUCAGGGAAGGAGGCAUAUCUAAUUUAAUGGUGAUGAUGAUGUAUGCGUUGAAGUGGAGAGAAAAGCACGGGAUAUUGAGGGACCAACAAGAGGAUGGCUGAAGUGUGUUACUCCCUAUUAUAAGGCUAAGGUGAGUGUAAAGGGGGUAAAUUCUACGCCUUACGAGUUCUUUCAAGUAUUACGAGCUUUAAGUAUUUUGAUGAAGUGAUUGUCGUUGGUUGAUUGUUCUUAUGGUUGAUGAUAUGUGAUUUUGUUUGAGCUAUGUUUGAAGUGAAUGUGCAUGAGUUAUAAUUUACUUUAAAGCUUUACGUUUAUAGGUUAUUAAGAAACAAGUUCUUUUUUAAGAAAUAACUCAUCUUCAAGAAGGUGAAGUCGUUUUAAGUGUUUCUAGUCACUAGCGCCAGUCCAUUGCCAUUUGAGAUUUUUCGACAGAGCAGCAGUUAUGCUCUUGAGACCUUUAAGAUGAGCAGCAGUUAUGCUCUUGAGAAUCGUGGAAGAAGAGCCUUCCACGAUAAGUUUAAGUUUAAGGAAAGCCUUGAUGGCUUCUCAUACGUAUGAGUUGGAAAUUGGACUAGCUAGUGAGGGAUCCCCGUGUUAGUCAAGUAUUUAAGUUGAGAUUUGAGCUUUAAGAAUGGACAGUAACAAUCACUCCCAUACAUUUUUAAGAGUUAAGCUUUUUAAUAGUGGAAGUACAAAACAACUUCCACUUAGUUAAGUAAAGUGAUCAAGUAUUAAACUAUUAAUAAGAUGUUAAACGUAAGAGCGUAGACUGACCCCAUCUCACUCACCAGUUUGAAGAGCUAGAGGAGGAGCUAGAGGAUUAGUUAGUGAGCAACCAGUUCAAGGACAACCAGCUAGAGGAGGGCAGUAUAAGCGUCACAGAGGAUGCUUUGUCAAGGUUUUUAGUAGUAGCAACGCUAGAGAUUAUCAGUUAUUUACAUUUAUGAUUAUGAGUAUAGACUGGAGAUCAUUUUGAGAUUUUAAGUAUUGAGUUUGCCCAUGUGUUAGGGCAUUGCUUUGAACUACAAGUGUGUGCUUUCAGUAUUUUAUUUAUGAAAUUUUUUUUCCCGCUGCAAUUUAAGAUUUGAGUAUUUUAUUUAUCAAAGGCAUUUUAGUAAAAGUAGUACCCAGCCGGGUUAGGGUGUUACAACCAAGUCAAAAUGUGAUAUCAAGAGUAGACCGAGGAAGAGCGCUUAAAGGUAAUUCAUGAUGGGUGAUAGGUUGGAAGGGAGAAGAAAGGUUUUUGGCCGAUGCUAGUAGCCAUUGUUUGUAGGGAAAGUUCUUAGUCGAAACCAUAGAACCUUCGGGUUUAGGGUGAAGAUGUAGGACCUCAUGAUGUGUUUGCCACCACCUAAAAAGCCUUUUGCCCCAUGUCUAAAAAAAUUGCCAGUUAUUUGAACCCGUGUCUAAGACAUCUAGACAAGCUAGUGAUGACAACCGUCCCGUGAACAGUAACAAUUAGAGGUUGCCGCCAUGGUGAAGAGACGAUAGGGCUGAGUGUUGAAGAUUGUGCACAUUCUUUACACCAAAAUGGUCACGACCCCACUGGUCAAGAGAGUGAGUGAUUCAUUCUUGCUUUGCAUUGCAUAUCAUACCACGGUGAGGACCUUUGUUGCCCCUUCGUUCGUUCCUUGGACUUGAAUGAUAUGCAUGGUUAGUUGUGGUUGAUAAGUGAUCUUGUUGAGACUUUCAUUGAUUCAUGAACAAGGUGGAAACUUUUCGUUUGCCUGUUUUGGUGACCUCGAAUAUCGUUUGUGGUGGAUGUCGGUAUUGCUUGCAACGGUCCAUGUAUUAAUUGCCAAUAGCCAUUGAGAUUCUCCAAUUUGUGCCCUUUGAUUUGUCUCCAAAAUAUUUUGUUAGGUUGAGAGAUUAACUUGUGUGUAAUGGUUUGCUUGGGUACAAGCAAACAUCUAAGUGUAGGGGAGUGAUUCGGGCCUAAUUGUACACUUUUUAUCCCAGAUUCUCAUUGACGUUUGUUGCAAUUGAACUCCAAAAAGGUUGGUUUUACACGAGGUUGCUUGUGUUUCAGUGUGUUUCAGAUCCUAACAGGUAAAACCAAACGUGGUGUCGAAAUUGGAAGAAAAUGAGCAAAGACCAGACAAAGAGGUGGAGACAGCCGCUGUUCAUGGCUUGACGUUGGAGUUCACGGUCUUACAGGACCGUGAACUGGAGCCAUGACCUGUCAAGCGAUGAGCGUCCAGAGGGGGUUUGCAAGUUACUGACGCCCAGGCUGUUCACGAUCGCUAAGACCGUGAAUAGAGGCCACUGACCGUGAACCUGAGCAAAUGAAGCGGUGCAUUUUGGUCGUAGCACUGAGUUCACAGACGCGUUUCAAUGUUAACGGCCGUGAACUGGGCGCAAUGUCCACUUAAAAGGAAACUGAAAGGAAGAAGAAAGGGAGAGAGACCUAGUGUGAAAAACUUCUCCUUCUUCAACUUUUAGAGUGAGAAAGUGUCGAAACAAAGAAGAGGAAAAGCUAGGGUUUCAUCUCCAAGCAAGGUUUUGGGAAUUUCUUCCCCAAAGGAAGAUUUAUUCAACACAAGGAGCAAGGGUUGCAUCUUCUUGAUGGUUUCCCUUUACCUCUCUUUCGUUUUCCCUUCUCCUAGCAUGGAGUAGUCCCUUCUUUCACUUGGGCGUGUGUGAACCCUAGCUACAAUUAUGUAAAUGCUUGUAUAAUUGAAUGAUUUGUGUGUGGUUGUGUUUUAAUGUGAAUGUGGAGGUAUUAUUCAGAAAUGAUUGUGUUGUGUGAAAGCCUAUCAAUGUAAUUGCCAUUCUAACCUAGCUUAGAGAGGAGACCUCCUUAAGUUAUAAGGCUUAAUUUGAGGUGGGUGUUCUUCAGAAUUUCAUGCCUCCUAGGCUAGUUUAGAGAGGAAACCUCCUUAGGUUAAGAGGCUCAAUAUUGAGAUGGGGUUCUUGGGCAUUUCAUGCCUCCUAUGCUAGUUCAGAGAGGAAACCUCCGUUACCUAGAGGGCCUCGAUUCGAGCCGGGUUUCGUUGGGCAUUCAAUGCCUCCUAAACUAGUUUAGAGAGAACCCUCCUUAACCUACGAGGCUCAUUUCGAUAUGGGUUUCCUUUGGCAUUCAAUUCCUCCUAAGCUAGUUUGGAGAGAACCCUCAUUAACUUAAGAGGAUCUAUUAGAGAUGGGUUUCCUUGGGCAUUCAAUGCCUCCUAUUCUAGGUUAGUUAAAGGUAAAACCUCCUAAUUCGCAUUAGCACUUAGCGUUUGGUUGUGGGUUGCCAUCCGAACUCCAAUUAGAGAGUGAAGUCUAACCAUUCCUUAGUUGAUAGAUUGAGAGGGUCACAUUAGUGGCUUGGAUCGUAUCCCAUUCCUCAACCUAGAGGCUAAGAGGGUAGCUUUGGCUACUUGUUAACUUCCAUGCGGUUUAGACCCCCUAACCACACACGGUCGUUCGAUUCUUCAAGUCAUAAAAUUUAGCUAGGGGGAGCAACACCCGAGUGAAGCUUUCUCAACUACUGUUCAAUCCAUUUUACUUUUGCAAAGCAAUUAAUUUUAUACCUUUGUUUUCACCAAAACCAAUCCUCUAGAUAAUGUUUCAAACAGUCGAAGUAGCGAUACAUGGACCGACCCAGGUCGAUAUUUAAACAUACUUUCCCUAUAUUGCGCCCAUCUAAUGUUUAUACUUGGACCUUAGGUGGGAUUUUAUUGAGAUUGUCAAAGCGAGGUAGUUAUCAAACAACAUCUACUAGUGGAGCUCAUUAUUUUUAGACAGUGGUUGAUGACUUUAGUCGAGGUGUUUGGGUCUAUCUACUAAAAUUCAAGUCUGAGGUGGCUCAGUACAUUACCAUGUUUUGUGAGAUGCCACACACCCAAUUUGGCCAGCAGGUGCGAAGGAUUCAAUACGACAAUGGUUUGGAGUUUGUCACUUCAUCCCUGCAUGAUUACUAUGAGAGGUCAGGUAUAGUUCUUCAAACUAGUUUUACCGACACUACUCAGUAGAACUGAGUUGUUGAGCGGGAACACCGUCAUAUCUUAGAACCAACGAGGGUGCUUCAUUUUGAUGCAGGGCUUCCUUACGUUUUUGGGGAGAAUGUGUUCUUAGAGCAGUCUAUUUGAUUAAUCGUACCCGACAACGACAAUAGGGAAAACCCCAUAUGAGAUCUUAUUUGGCCACGCUGCUCAAUACUCUCAUCCCUGUGUGUUUGGAUGUCUCGUCUAUGCUAAGGAUAAUCAUGGGGGGGGGGGACUUCAUAUAUUUACUAAACGUGGAGGUGCAUGUGUGUUCUUUGGAUAUGCAGCCAGCCAGCAACACAGAAAGGCUAUCACUUCUACGAUCUACUUACGCGCAAAAUUCAAGUUUUAUGAGACUUAUUUUCCCUUUCCCGCUCAAGAUCCACGUGCAUUUCACUUGGUGCCUUCUCCCACCAUUGAUGAACAGGAAGGUGCCCCACGACCAGCAGCCACUUCUUCAAGUCCUUCUUUAGUCCUCCCCAUGACUGUGCUCGUUAAUCCUUCAUCACCUUCAGUCGUGACACCCACACCCUCUUCAUCACAUGAGUCGUCUCCCCAAUCAACAAGUCACGCUCCUCUUGUUGUCCUCGAUCCUCCUUUACGUAGUAGUCUGCAGGAUCGUCACCCUACGAAGAAGCUAGAUGAUUAUGAGAGAGACCUUACCUAGCAUCUCAUGUGUGCUAUCCCAUUUCACACCAGGUUUCAUAUGAUCACACCACUCCUUCUUAUCGCUCCUACCUAGCCUCCAUUGAUUUGAUUGCAUUCCAGAGCCGCGUACGUUCAAGGAAGCGGUUAAGCGUGCUCAUUAGAGAGAGACAAGGCAAAAGAGAUAUCAGCUCUCAUUGCUAAUGACAUCUGGGAUCUCACUGAUCUUCCCCUGGGAAAGCGAUGUAUUGAUGCUACGUGGGUCUUUAAAGUGAAAUAUCUUCCAGAUGGCUCUGUUGAAUGGUACAAAGCACAGCUAGUCACCAAAGAUUACACUCAAAUUGAAGGUGUCGAUUUUCAUGAUACAUUUGCUCUUGUUGCAAAACUGGUCACCAUUCGGUGACUCUUGGCGGCUGCGGCUAGCCGAGGCUGGUUUCUCCACCAACUUGACGUCAACAAUGCGUUUCUUCAUGGUGUUUUAUCGGAAGAGGUUUACAUGAAGAUACCACCUGGUUUUGCUCAGGAUGGUGACUCUCGCGUUUUUCGGCUGCGCAAAUCCAUUUUAUGGUUUGUGCCAGGCCUCAUGAAAUUGGUAUCAAAAGUUCACCACCUCUCUUGGUGACCUAGGUUUUCGGGCAUCCCCGACGGAUCAUUCUCUUUUCAUCUACAAACAUGGGUCUGUUUGUGGUUGCCUUAAUUUACAUUGAUGAUGUGAUUUUGGCAGGAAAUGAAAUGGGGAUCAUUGAUCAUGUCAAGCGGUUUCUUGAUGACAAGUUCAACAUCAAUGACCUUGGUUGUCUUUGUUACUUUCUUAGGCUGGAGGUUGCCCAUUCUCCUCGUGGUAUUGUCAUCAGUCAGUGGAAAUAUGUGUUGGAUAUUCUCAGCGAAGAAAGGGUCCUUGGUUCGCGUCCGAGUGCCUUUCCGGUCAAGUAAUAUCAUCAGCUCACCAAGCCCUCAUCUGAUCUUCUCGUUGAUGGCUCUUCUUAUUGGCGUCUCAUUGGUCGUCUUCUUCACCUGACGGUUUCUCGUCCUGAAAUUACUUAUCGUGUCAACAUCUUAAGCCGAUUCGUCCAUGAUCCUACACAGGCCCACAUGGACACAGCUCGGCAAAUCUUGAGGUAUCUCAAAACCUCUCCUGGUCAAGGCCUUUAUUUUCCGGCUAAUAACUCUUUGGAACUUGUCGCACAUUGUGAUGCGGAUAGAGGUAGGGAUGACAACAAAACCCGAACCCACGGGUACCCACCCGACCCAACCCGGUCAACGCCGUGUUGACGGGUUUUGGGCCGGGUUCGGGUUUAAACCCGCUACACUAUUCACCGGGUUGGGUUGGGUUUGGGUUUAGGUAAACCCGCCCCAUGGGUACCCGCCCACACAUAUAAUUACUUUUUCCCGUAUAUUUAAUAUUGUAAAUAAUAUAUCUUCUUUAAACAACUAAUAUUAUUUAUGUUUGUGGAGACAUGUAUAAUUUGUUCUUUCUAACUAUUUAGAAUGAAGUUGAUAUUAUGGAGUGGAGAGUGAAGAAACUUAUUUGACGAGGAAGAAGAUUUCAAUUAAUCUUGUUGUUUAUAGAUGUUUAUCUUUAAUUUUCAACAAUUUGUAUUGAUCAUUUGCGGUUUGCUUGUAUUUCUAGAUUGAUAUCUUUUGUAUGAAUAAUUUGUAUGAGAAAAUUGAUGUUAAACUUUUAUUUUGAAAGAAAUUUGUUAUUGUAAAUUUUUUACCACAAAAACCCACGGGUACCCAUGAACCCGCGGAUACCCAGCGGGUUGGGUUGGGUUUGAGUUUUUCAAACCCAACGGGUUUUACCCCGGGUUUUUUUGGCGGAUAAACCCAUGGGUUUGGGUUUGACAAAACCCACCCCAAUCCGACCCAUUGCCAUCCCUAGAUAGAGGUGAAUGUCAGUCUACGCGUCGUUCCACCACUGCUUUCUUCGCUUCUCUUGGCUCCGCUCCGGUUUCUUGGCGCACUAAGAGAUAAAAGGUGGUAGAACGCUCGUCUGCUGAAGUUGCGUAUCGUACUAUGGCUAGCACUAUUAGUGAAGUCCUUUGGUUGCGCUGUUGCUGCAUGAGUUAGGUGUCCCGUAGUAGCGGCCUACUCCUCUGUAUUAAGAUAAUCAUGGAGCUCUUCAUAUUACUUCUAAUCCAGUAUUUCACGAGAGAACCAAGCAUGUUGAAAUGGAUUGCUACUUUGUAUGGUUGUUUCAGGCGAUAUUCAUCCUCGGAAGGUCAGUUCUUUGUAACAGGUCGCCGAUCACUUCACCAAAGGCUUGGAUGCUGAUCAUUUCUGGUUUCUUCUAUCCAAGGUGAACGUUCGUGAUCUUCACUGCUCAGCUUGCGGAGGCGUAUUGGACCGAGAUGAGCGAGUGGAGCCCAAGCCCACAUGUGCUCAUAUUCUCGUGACACUUCCUUAUAGGGCAAGGAAUUCUUUUCGGACAUGUAAUUUCAAUUCUGCUUGUGCUAUAGACAUUGCAAAGUCUCUAUAUAAAGGAGUUGUAUUGUGACAAAAAAAAAUUCGUCAGUACAAUUUCGUCACCAUAAGUGGACUAUUAUAAUGAAUUUUUUUUUUCAUG